This is a messenger RNA of Neurospora tetrasperma FGSC 2508, 6473 nucleotides long. RefSeq lists its product as uncharacterized. Lineage: Eukaryota; Fungi; Ascomycota; Sordariomycetes; Sordariales; Sordariaceae. The record is from RefSeq and is a predicted model, not a curated record. The transcript is spliced from 5 exons. Gene Ontology annotation, cellular component: ubiquitin ligase complex; cytoplasm. The coding region runs from base 1 to 5979 and encodes 1992 amino acids. Gene Ontology annotation, molecular function: ubiquitin protein ligase activity; zinc ion binding. Gene Ontology annotation, biological process: protein ubiquitination; ubiquitin-dependent protein catabolic process via the N-end rule pathway.
AUGGAAGCCCAGAUGUCGACACAGGAGCAGCAGCUCUGCCAGGCCUUGCUGGCGAUGCCUGGCAAAUACCGAUACCGCUACAGCGAAGAGGCAUCGCGGGAACUUCUUCUCACCCUGUUUUGGUCCAUGGCUGGUGGGAAAAACGAAUACAUGAAGCUCUUCUUUCCCCAAGGGGAUCCACGAAACACUUCCCUCAAGCUCAGGGAUGCCCAAGGCGCGGUCGAGGGCGCCGAAUACACCGAAGCCGCGCGUGGCAAGGCCUGCGGUCACAUAUUCAAACAAGGAGAAGCAUCGUAUGCGUGCAAGACCUGUAGCGCAGACGACACCUGCUGCCUGUGCAGCAAGUGCUUCGAAGCCACCGACCACACAGGCCAUAUGGUGCGAAUCAGUAUCUCGCCCGGAAACAGCGGAUGUUGCGAUUGCGGAGAUUUGGAAGCGUGGAAGCGGCCCAUGUUCUGUACAAUACAUUCGAUGUGGGAGGGCGACCGCGACAAGGGCAAGGGAAAAGCGACAGAACUUCCAGAGGAUCUGGUCAGGAAUAUCAGGAUGACCAUCGGCCGCGUCUUCGACUACAUGUGCGACGUCAUCUCUUGCGCCCCCGAGCAGCUCCGCCAAACCAAAACUGUUCAGUCUAUCCAGGAGGAUGAGAGGCUCUCGAGGUUAUCAUCGACCUACUGCGGUGGAGAGACUGACUCGCCGGGGGAAUAUGCCGUUCUGCUAUGGAAUGAUGAAAAGCACACCGUGGUCGAUGUGCGUGACCAAGUGGCUCGGGCGUGCAACACCACGCUUGCAAAUGGCUUGAAAGCUGCUUACGAGACCGAUGCCAUUGGUAGGAGUAUCCUGAUGUACGACAGCAGUCUGGAAAAGCUGCUCGAAGUAGCCGAGGUACUUGAGAGGAUAAGGGUUACCGUUACCAUUCGCUCUUCCCGGGAUACCUUCAGAGAGCAAAUGUGCGGCACCAUAAUUGAGUGGCUUAGAGAUAUCUCUGGCUGCCGAGUUGGCCACGACCAUCAGCUUUUGAGAAACAUCGUGUGCGAGGAAAUGCUUAAGCCUUGGAGGAAAGGUAGCCCUGCGGCACAUGCCAUUGUCGGCAAAGAUGGCAUUGACGAUGAAGACCGUAUUGACCAAGAAGAGAACGUACCAAGCGGGUUCUACGAGCAGCAAGGCAGGCUUUUGCUUCAGGCACGUCAAGCUGCCCGUAGGAUGGCAGAGGCUCGUGAGGCUGGCGAAGAUGAAGGGGAUGAAGACGAUGAAGACGGGGACGACAUCAUUGUCUCUGGUGGAGAAAUGGAUGAAGAUGAGGAGGGGGACGAAGAUGUCAUGAUGCUUGACGAACAAGGCGACGCAGCUGGGGAUGAUGUUGCCAUGACGGACUGGCGAGAAGUUAGGGUGGUGCAGGUAGCCCCGGCCGCUGCUGGUGGCCGUCCUCUUCCGCCACCUCCCCCUCCGGCACCGACUACUGCUACGGCUCACCGACGAGCCAUUCGGGAACGCGAGCACACUCCUGAUGAUUCCGAUACCGCCGAGCCGCUCAUCGCGCCAAAUAUCUACACCAAGGCCCACCUCGACAUUCCAAAGACCCCAGGCAGUCCGAAAGCCAAGACAUCGCCUCCAAAUCCUGGACGUUACUGGUUGCAGACUCCUGCCGGCUACGUGGAGGAAAGUAGCAUUCCGGUUGCCGAAGACCUUUUCGAGCGAGUCCGCCUAGACUGGCUGAUAUUAUUUGACUUGCGGAUGUGGAAGAAGGUUCGCUGUGAUCUUCGGUCAUUAUACAUCUCAACCGUCGUUACGAUCCCCGAGUUCAAACGUGUACUCGGCUUGCGGUUUGCUGGCCUUUACACCACUCUGGCUCAGUUGUACCUCAUCGGCGAUCGUGAGCCUGAUCACUCCAUCAUCAAUAUCUCCUUACAGAUGUUGACAACUCCCUCCAUCACUGCUGAAAUCGUUGAGCGGGGAAAUUUCCUUACCAGUCUGAUGGCCAUUCUAUACACAUUUUUGACCACUCGUCAAGUGGGACACCCUUGGGACGUGGCAAGCAACGCAGUCUUGUCCUUCGAUUCAGGCUCGGUUACGAACCGGCGCAUGUAUCAUUUCUUCUUAGAUCUCAAGUAUCUCUUUGGGUCUCCGCACGUUCAGGAACGCCUCCGGACAGAGGAGCGAUAUAUGAUGCAGUUCCUCGACCUCGUCAAGUUGCAUCAAGGUAUCUGCCCGAACGUCAGGGCUGUCGGCGAACACGUCGAAUAUGAGACAGAUAGCUGGAUCAGCGCGUCUCUUGUCACACGGGAGAUCAACAGACUUUGCAGACAGUUCGCCCAAUCCUUCCGGAACGUCAAGGAACACGGUUUGCAGUAUGUCAACAAUGCAAUCAGACUGGCUGCAAAGGUUACCAUUAUCAACUCACUUGGUGCUGAGCGUCACCGGUUUAACCAGUCAGAAAUCAAGGAAGAGAUUUCCUUUAGAAACCUUACAGAUUUUGAGUUUGAGCCAACUGGGCGAAGCUUCAAGGUCGUCCACUUUGUGGUAGAAGAGCAACCUAACAGUUUUCAUCAUGCCCUUCACUACACCUUGUCGUGGCUUAUCGAGUGCGGCAAAUCGAUGAGCGUUGACGACCUGCGCAAGCUCCUGACUUUCGAAACCUGCGAUUUGCUAGCAAAACCUCAGCCGAUGGGUCGAAAGUCCAUGCCUCGUGGUAACUUCACACCGGAAGAUUACCUCCUUGUGGCCUUUGAUUUCCCGCUCAGGACCGCUCUUGUUGUCUGCGACCCAAGCCGUGUUCUUGCCUCGAUCGUUGACCGCUACGGCAUGGAGAUGUGGAUCAAAGGGUUCUUUGAACAAAAGUCCAAGGCCCAAGACGAUGGUCAACAUUUGGAUGUUGUGGAAGACAUGCUUCAUCUGCUCGUUGUCCUCUUCCACGAACACGAGGACUUCCACAAGCUGUUGGACGAAAUGACCAUCUACAAGGCACCCGAGGGACUGACAGAUGUUGGCACAUUCGAGCUUAAGCCAGAGUUCAUUGAGGAUGUGGAUCCUUACAUCGCGCACUACAACAAGAACCAACGCGAAGAGUCGGAAAUGGCAUGGCGCAAGUGCAUGGCUAAGAAGACUGGGCAGUCGAUUGAGGAUGUCGUGUAUGAGCCCAAUCUUCGUCCAAUCACUUCUGGAGUCUUUGCCGGGCUGUCUGAUUUCACCCGGACAGGCAUGUUCGCCCAGAUUAUCUACUAUUCCCUGCUCUACACUCUCUCAUCCUCCAAGUUUACACCCCAGGUGCCCACGACUCGAGUUGAGACCUUCCUUCAAGUUGUCCUGCAUCUGGUUUUGAUCGCCAUCAAGGAAGAUAAAACAGGUGAGGAGGAUGGUCAGCAACCGUCAUUCAUCUCUCGUUCUCUCAGUCACCAGGCGCGCAGCAACUUCAUGCCAGAGAACCCUACGGCAAAGACCAUCGUGGCACUCUUGAACCUCCUUACCGCCGAAGAUGCUUUCAAGACAGUUCACCCCAAGAUCCACUUGAUUCUCAAGAAGAUGCGGCAACAGCGGCCCCAUGAGUUCGAGUCUGCUUAUCAUAGCCUUGGUCUCUCAGUAGACCAUAUUGACGCUGGUUUGCCCGACAGCCAGAACACUGACGAGGAGCGCGAGAAGAAGAAGAAGGCUGCACUAGCGCGUCAAGCUCGUGUUAUGGCACAGUUCCAGGCCCAGCAAAAGAGUUUCAUGGAGAAGCAAGGAGAAAUCGACUGGGGUGAUGUGGACGAUAUCGAUGAGGACGAGGACAUGCCAGCUGCCGAGGAGCAUAAAAACUUUUGGAAGUAUCCAUCAGGAACAUGCAUUCUGUGCCAGGAAGAUACAGAUGACCGUCGCCUUUACGGAUCCUUCGCCUUCUUCACUGAGAGCAACAUUUAUCGGCAGACUGAUCUCCAGGAUCCGGAUUUCGUGAGGGAAGCGUUCAAGACACCCGAAAACUUGGACAGGUCUGCAGAGAGUAUGCGGCCCUUUGGACUUGCUCAUGAGAACCGCCAGAUUGUUCAAAAGGUUGACCAGGAGGGAAAGAUAUUUGAGGCUGAGCGCUCCGUUAUUGGCAAAGGCUUCCCAUCGCACCUGUCUCGUUCCGGCCCUGUUUCGACUGGGUGCGGCCAUAUCAUGCAUUAUGGAUGCUUUGAAGCAUACUUUGAUGCCACUCUGCAUUCUGCAUAUUAUGUCCUGGGAGCGGCAAGGCCUCCAGACCAAAUCCAGCAUUCGUUUGCAACGUACACGGCGAGAACAAUGGUCCACAGUCUUGCUGAAGAUUCAGCUCAGCUGUUUGGCGAUGCCUGGGUAGACCUAGGGGCCCGUUCAAGGUCAAGCGGGACGCCAUUCAGUGACUCCUUCUCGAUCAUCUCAGCUACUGAGGUUAGCAGCCGAGGGGCUACCCCUGCCGAAGGGAACAGCAUGAUGAGAGAGCUGGUCUCUGCGUACCGUCGUCUUCGAGAUACAUUGCGGAAAAACGGCAUCAACUCGCACCAUGAUCUUCCGGAGACAGUGCGAGAUGAUGAGCUGGCUUGCAGCGAUGCUCUUGCUCGCUCGGUGGGCUUUUCUAUUGCAGCUAUUGAAAUUCAGCAGCGCGGGGUGGAAGUGGACUAUGGAAUGACCUUACUCGAGAAGAUUCCUGAACAAGUCCUUACCCACCUCCGUAUUCUGACUGAGACAGUGACGACUUUCAUCACUGUAGGCGGACUCAGAGAGGCUGGAGACAACAGGAUCGACACCGAGUUUCGGAGAGACAGCGAACGUCAGCAUUGCCAGCUGUUCAUUGCACAAUAUAAGGAUGCCGAAACCGACAGCGCGAGACAACCUUAUCGGGAGUAUCCUCCCCUUCUCAGCCAAGAUCCUUUCGUUUUCUUGUGCGAAUGUGUCUUUGGCGUUGUCCCAGCACAAAGGUUUGAAAUCGCCCACAUCGUGAGGCUUUGCUACCUUGCCGAGAUCACCAAAGUGGUUUACCACAUGGGCCGCAACAUGCCUGCCACUAUGUGGAUGUCAAAGAUUUUCAGCGACCGCAAAGACGAAAUGUCGCCCGAACUGGCUAACUUCGCUUCAUUUUGCGAAACAGUUGUACGAAUGGACUUGGGCUUUUCCGAGAGGUACAGGGUCCAAGGCUCUACUGGGGAGAACAAGGCGUUCGACCAGCCUGGAUUGGACAGCUGGGAGGGCUGGUACCGGUUCAUCAGGAACUAUGCACUUACGUUCCUUCGCAAGUGCGCCAUCCUGCUUUACGCAAGGUACAAUAUCGAUUUCAACAGCCGCGUCUCGCCCAAUCCUGAACAGAAGGAGCUCGAGCGCCUCACCGAGACGCUGAAACUUCCCUCAUUCGACGCAAUGCUAGCUUCCCUCACGCCGGACUCGCGAAUUUCCCAGCUCGUAUCUGGCUGGAUAGAGCAUCAGACUUGCUGGGACGCAGAACAUUCAACCCUCGCCGCCGACGACAAUAAGUUGUUGCCGCCUUCGGCAGUGCUGAGCCACCCGGGCAUCUUCGAGCUUGUCGGCCUUCCCAAGAACUACGCCACGCUCAUUGAGGAGUGUACGCGGAGGAAGUGUCCUACCAAGGGCAAGGACAUUUCUGACCCUAUGCUCUGUCUCUUCUGUGGAGAUCUGUUCUGCGGUCAAAGCAUCUGUUGCGCGGUAGAGGAUAGGGAAGGCAGAGGCAAAACCAUGAGGAUUGGCGGUUGCCAGCAACACAUGAGAAAGUGCCAAAAGAACAUAGGUCUCUUCCUCAAUAUCCGAAGAUGCUGCAUCUUCUACCUCCAUCGCCUCUCAGGAUCCUUCAGCAACGCGCCCUACAUCGACAAGUACGGCGAGGUGGAUCUCGGUCUCCGUCAUGGACGGCUGCUUUAUCUCCAUCAGAAACGGUAUGAUUCCAUGUUGCGCAAUCUGUGGCUCAGCCAUGGUAUUCAGAGCUUCAUUAGCCGUAAGCUUGAGGGGGACAUCAAUAACGGGGGUUGGGAGACACUUUAAGAAGAGGAAGUUGUAUAUAUAAAAAGCGGGGAAGGAGCGAGCGGUGGAUGUGAAUAUGGCUGUGGGUGCAAUGCAUUAUUUCUGGCAAGAUGGGGUAUCAUUAUAUGGCGUUAUCCUUCAUAUGACAAACAUCAGGGUGGAUUGGAGGGGUGCUUGCCUUGGCUUCAAUGUACCAUUUUUAUGGAUAGCAGAACUAUAUAGGAGGUAGUGCCUCCAGGUUAUUUUUUUUCUUUUUUUUCUUUUUUCCUUUUUUUUCUUCUUUUGGUCUCUUGCGGAAUCAUGAUUCAUCAGUUUCACACCCAGACGUAUGCGGAAAAGCAGGCGAACAGCAACGCACUUUGGAAAGCUUGAACUUGGUUUAUUCAGAUUGAUAGACGCGAGUACUCAACUCUCCGUUAUUUCAAAUUAUUACCACCAGGCAUGACUCGGAGCAACACAUAGUAAAUAUUGCCCUGGUAAAUCAUCAAAUGUCCUGACAGUCCUCUAUAUCUUUC